GCUUGCGGGAACCCCCAACUAUGAUAAUAUUGAUGGAGUUCACGAUAGGUAAACACGCCAAGGAGUCCGAGAAGAAGAUGGGGGAUAACACACAAAAUAAAAGCUGGCCAAUAUCCCACAGUUGAAAAUUCUUUUGGUACAUCUUCAGUUGUUCUCUUCUGAUACCCUAUUACUGUGGAAAUAUGUCUACCUUUCUCAAAAAUGCUAUUGUUACUUUGGCAUACGCUACUGUUGCAAGUUCUUUGAGCACCAAGGCUGGUAGCACUGUCGAUGUUGACGGGACAUUCUACUAUGUACCUUCAACACCAGUGUCCAGUCUUGGUGUCUCAUGGGAUCAAUUGAAAGUGGCUGCAACCUCAGGAAGCGAUCUCAUCCCUACGACUGUUAUGACAGGGGAUUUCAGUACCUUUGAUUCUGGUAUAUUCAAUGCUACUAUUGCCAGCUUUGCUGAGAAAGAUGAUGUUUUUAGUACAGGAUUCUUACAAGGUAUGUUGGAACCUUCUCUAAGACAUCUGACUUCACUGUUCGAUGUUAACUUAUGGAAAUUUUAGCUGUUUAUCUAAGUUCUACUACACCCACUCAGCUCAAUGCUACCUUGGAUAGCGUUCUUUCCGCAUAUGACAAUAAGCUAUUCAUGGUUUCUUCUUGCAGUGAUGCAUCUGUGGGUACAACUACAAAUACUGCGCCAAUGCCAAAUGGCCCCUACUUUGUAUCAGCAUACACGGGCGAUGUGUUUCAAGCUUUCCGCCUUUACUCAGAUUAUGAGGGCGCUUUUACAGAAGGAAUAAUUGGUCAUGCCAGUGGAAACUUUAGUGCCCUGUCUGCAGCUGUACCGGUAAGCAUUCUGUUACCGAAUGGCUUUGAGUAUUCUUUGACAAAGUUUAGGGGGCUCAAGCGCCUACCAUCGGGGUUCCAUCUCGGUUAUAUUAUACCAAAACAGCAGAGCAACCAUUGGCCGGUGUAAGUUUUUGCCUUUCGAAGUACUAGCAGCACUUGUUGACCGUCUUAGGUACGAAUCGGUAUUAAGGAUAUUUAUGAUAUAGCAGGCACCAAGCGUGGUUGUGGAAGCCGAACAUAUUACGAUCUUUACCCAGAAAAGAACACCACCGCACCUGUAGUUCAAACCCUCAUUGAUGCUGGAGCUAUCGUUGUUGGGAAAAUGAAGACCAGUCAAUUUGCCAAUGGGGAACACGCCACAGCUGAUUGGGUCGAUUAUCAUUCCCCGUUCAACGCUAGGGGAGACGGUUACUCAGAUCCUUCUUCGUCAUCUUCUGGGCCCGGCGGUGGGAUUGGGGCAUACUCGUGGUUAGAUUUGGCACUCGGUUCAGAUACUGGUGGAUCCAUCCGCAAUCCCUCUCAAGUCAAUGGAUGUUAUGGAAACAGACCAACCUUCGACCUCGUCUCACUCGAGAAUAUCAUGCCCCUCUCACCACUGAUGGAUACCGCCGGUUUCCUAACUCGCGACGCCGAGCUCUGGAGCGCAGCGGGCCAUGUUCUCUAUGACACAAAACUAACACCCUACACCUCCUUCCCCAAAAAGCUAUAUUUAACCGAGUUCCCCAAAAAUGCUUCCAAUGAAGCAGAAGGAAUCGUCCUCUCCUUCCUCUCAAAGCUCGAAGCAUUCCUGAACACCACAUCCACAGUCCUGGACUACGACUCCAGAUGGUCUGCAAGAAACACAUCCGCCCCAGAUCUCAACACCAUCCUCGACCCCACUUACCAAACCCUGAUCUCCAAACAACAAUGGACGGGACUAGGCGCCCCUUUCUUCGCCGACUACGCAGCCGCUUUCGACGGCCGGAAGCCAUUCAUCGACCCAGUCCCAGAACUCCGAUGGGCUUACGGACGUAACAUCACGAAUGGUACUUUGGACCAGGCAAUUCAUAACAAGACGAUGUUUAAGAAUUGGUGGAAUGAGGAAGUCAUGGUUAAGAAUCCGGAGACGUGUUCUGAUGCUCUGCUACUCUAUCCGGGGGCUUUAGCGAGACCGAAUUACAGGAAUGGUUAUUUAAACCCACCGAGGUUGAUCAGCGGAUGGGGGGUGUCGAGUAUAUCUAUUUUCUCUGGGGCGCCGGAUAUGGUUCUUCCUCGUGAGUUUUCUAUUUUGGCCUUUUCCUCACUUAUUCUAUCUUAAAAGAGGGUUGGUGUUUUUACUUGCCCGGACUUUUCACUAACAAGCGUGUCUUUCCAGUUGGUCAAGCAGCGUAUAACUCCACAAUCACCAAUCACAUCGAGUAUCUCCCUGUUGCCGUCGAUAUCAUUGCGGCGCCUGGAUGCGAUGCUGUGAUCUUCGAUUUAGCGGUCAAGUUGCAAGCUGCAGGUAUCAUUAAUGCACCGAAAGCGGGGAGCACGAUGUAUAAACGUGAGGUUAGAGGGGGGUUGGAGUAAUGGUAUGAAGAAUCAAAGAUAGAUUAAUUAUGGUAGAUAGACAUUAAUGUAUAUUUUUGCAU
Messenger RNA from Hymenoscyphus albidus, 2450 nucleotides. NCBI's taxonomy places the organism in Eukaryota, Fungi, Ascomycota, Leotiomycetes, Helotiales, Helotiaceae. The record is from the annotation of a GenBank genome assembly.